AUGCAGGAGGUAGCGGCUACGAACAACGAUACGGUGCAGCCACCCGAUGGGACGGAGGAGAUUUAUGGGCUGCCGACCGUGUUUGGGUAUCUCUGCCACUUUGAACGCUGUGACUUCCGCACGACAAGUACGGACCGGAUCCGACAACACUACAAUCAGCGGCACCAGUGGCAGGUUUCCCGCCAGGGCGCGAUGCCAUAG
Messenger RNA from Penicillium daleae, 201 nucleotides. Its product is annotated as DNA helicase recq5. The record is from RefSeq and is a predicted model, not a curated record. Lineage: Eukaryota; Fungi; Ascomycota; Eurotiomycetes; Eurotiales; Aspergillaceae. Bases 1 to 201 code for a protein of 66 amino acids. The transcript has a single exon.